AUGGCCAUCCCGGAGACGCUCACGCAGCUCACGCAGCUCACGCUCCUCGCGGCGGCGGCGGCGGGGGCCCCGCCACGGCACCUCGCCCCGAUCGGCGGAGUGGCGACUUGUCCUCUCUUGGCAGAACUGAGUUGGUCUCAUUCGGUGGGUUGCAGCAACGAGACGGUGUCGAACAUCAUCCAAGGCUUGUACAACACCAAGGAGUCCAACCAUGGGAAGCCAGUUUACAAGAAGGAGGGGCCUCAGGGAAGUGUGACCGUCUUGAUCUACUACUGGGACGAACGCGACGGGCCUUCCUUCAACGGCUGGUGGUUCGGCCCGAAGGUCGGCGGGGACCAGGUCUGGGCCUACAAUGCCGGUAACCUGGGCCGCGAGAACGCCAUGCCUCCAACCUCCAACUGGAAGGUGCCCUGGGACGGCAAGGUGGACGAGAAGCUGCGGAUCAGCGUCGGUGCCCCGCGCCGGGACCCACGGGACCGGGAGCGGGAUCUCCGGGACAAGCGCGAGGAGGAGAAGCGCCGCCGUGAGGAGGAGGAGCGGCGGCAGCGGGAGGAAGCGCGGCGGCGUCGGCAGCGUGAGGAAGAGCAGCAACGGGAGCAGGCCAGG
Molecule: messenger RNA, 606 nt
Organism: Symbiodinium necroappetens
Lineage: Eukaryota; Dinophyceae; Suessiales; Symbiodiniaceae
Source: the annotation of a GenBank genome assembly